CGGAGUGGGCGUAGUAAAAAAUGGAAAGAGAUGCUGAAGUUACCACCUGUUAGUUAUUGUGAAGGUAUUAGAUGCUCAAUCGAAAGAGACUAUAGCCAGCUUUGUGACAAGCAGCCAAUAGGAAGACUUCUCUUCAGACAGUUCUGUGAUUCCAGACCAGAUUUGAAAAGAUGCAUUGAAUUUCUGGAUGCAGUGGCAGAAUAUGAGGUAUCUUCAGAUGAAAAGCGUAUAGACUGUGGCCUGAAAGUUUUAGAGACAUACUUCACUAAUGGGUCUGCAGCACACUUGCCAGAAAUACCUCAGGAAACAGUAAAUGAAUGUAAAGCAAGGCUGGAAAAGAACCCUUCCAAGGAUCUUUUUAUGGUCUGUACUAGAAUUGUCCAUGAAUACCUAAGCAGAAGACCUUUUGAAGCUUACCAAGAAAGUGUGUAUUUUUCUCGUUUUUUACAGUGGAAGUGGCUGGAAAAGCAACCGGUAACCAAACACACAUUUAGGCAUUACCGAGUACUAGGCAAAGGUGGAUUUGGAGAGGUGUGUGCCUGUCAAGUACGGGCAACAGGAAAAAUGUAUGCUUGUAAAAAGCUGGAAAAAAAGAGAAUAAAGAAGAGGAAAGGAGAAUCAAUGGCUUUAAAUGAAAAAAGAAUUCUAGAAAAAGUGAAUAGUAGGUUUGUAGUUAGUUUGUCCUAUACAUAUGAGACGAAAGAUGCCCUGUGUUUAGUAUUAACCAUAAUGAAUGGAGGGGAUUUGAAGUUUCACAUAUAUAACAUGGGAAAUCCUGGCUUUGAUGAAGAAAGGGCUAUUUUCUAUGCUGCAGAACUGUGCUGUGGUCUGGAGGAUUUGCAGAAGGAGAGAAUUGUUUACAGAGACUUGAAGCCUGAGAAUAUACUCCUUGAUGACUGUGGACAUAUCAGAAUUUCAGAUCUUGGAUUAGCUGUGCAGAUUCCAGAAGGAGAAACAGUCCGAGGACGUGUUGGGACUGUUGGCUACAUGGCUCCAGAGGUGCUCAAAAAUGAAAAGUAUACAUUCAGCCCGGAUUGGUGGGGUCUUGGGUGCUUGAUUUAUGAAAUGAUUGAAGGACAAUCUCCAUUCAGGAAGCAUAAGGAAAGGGUCAAACGGGAUGAGAUUGACCGGAGAGUAAAGGAAGACCAGGAAACAUAUUCAGACAAGUUCUCAGAGGAGGCAAAAUCCAUCUGCAGGAUGUUACUUGCUAAAAAUCCAGAGGAACGACUGGGCUGCACUGAAGAUGGAGCUGCUAUUGUAAAGCAACAUCCUAUUUUCAAGAAUAUUAACUUCAAGAGGCUAGAAGCUAACAUGCUAGAACCUCCGUUCUUGCCAGAUCCACGUGCCGUAUAUUGUAAAGACGUCCUGGACAUAGAGCAGUUCUCAACAGUAAAAGGAGUGAACUUGGAUACUACAGAUGAUGACUUCUAUUCCAAAUUUGUUACGGGUUGUGUCUCAAUCCCUUGGCAAAAUGAGAUGAUUGAAACAGGAUGCUUUGAAGAUAUCAAUGCAUAUGAAACUGAUGGUACUGUGUCACCAGACAGAGAGAGGUCUCCUAAACCAAAGAGAGGCUUCUUUCACAGACUUUUUAGUGGAGAGGUCUGCUUUAAAUCUGAUUGCAGUGAUGAUGAGCAGGAGUCCUCCAGACUUUAAAUCAUUUUACUCUCAUCAGAAAGGAUGAGAAAACUUCAAAUGUUUUAUAUCUCUGUAGCAAAGUGUAUUAUAUGUAUUUUUUAUCUGAGUUCAAGAAUUUUUGUACAUUUGUACUUCAUUUGUUUUAAGAUGUAUAUUUUCACUAAAGCUUAAUUGUACAAAAA
Molecule: messenger RNA, 1817 nt
Organism: Cariama cristata (Red-legged seriema)
Lineage: Eukaryota; Metazoa; Chordata; Aves; Cariamiformes; Cariamidae
Gene: GRK4
Product: G protein-coupled receptor kinase 4
Exons: 15
Coding region: 31-1653 (540 amino acids)
Biological process (GO): signal transduction; regulation of signal transduction; protein phosphorylation
Cellular component (GO): cytoplasm
Molecular function (GO): ATP binding; G protein-coupled receptor kinase activity
Source: RefSeq, a predicted model, not a curated record